AUGGUUACUUUAAGGAUGACGACGACUGGGGGGAUGUUGGCAACGGUGGCGGUGGCGUUGGCGGCGCUGCUGCCUCUUGCGUCGUCGCAGGAGGCUAUGAUGUGCCCGACGUGGGAGGAGAAUCCGUGGUGCCCUUGCUACAACAAUGACUACGGCAUCUUCAUGGAAUGCCCGAUGGUGUCCUUGGAUAUGGUGUCGAAGGUGCUCGGCCUCGUCACCAAUCCCAUCCACUCCCUGAGCAUCUACGACCUCGACCCUAACGUCACGACGCUGCCCUCGGAAGUGUUCAGCCAGAGCGCCGGAGUCUCGCAGCUCCAGAUCUCGCACUCGAACCUGCAGAGCCUCGCUGAUGGGAGCUUCGAGGGUCUGGAAGGGAGUCUGGAGAAGCUCACCAUCAAGCACUGCAAGCUCAACUCCAUUCCGCAAGCUCCCAUCUUCCAGCUCGGCCGCCUCACGAACCUGGACUUCGAGAACAACAACAUCACCGAGAUCCCCAGUUUCGCCUUUUCGAAACUCACCCUCGUCAGCCUCAACCUGAAGGACAACAGGAUCAACUUGGUGUCGGAUUAUGCCUUCGACGGCCUCAAGGAAUCUCUCGAGGUAAUAAAUUUCAAUGGAAAUAACCUGUCGCAACUACCACUGUCCUCGCUUCGAAAGCUCACUUCCCUGAAAAACCUGCAAGUAGCCUUUAAUCGCAUUCCUGACGUUCACCUGGAUGAGCACAAUGGCCUCCCGACUCUUCAGUACCUGGACAUGAGCAGCAACAGGAUCAGGAAGAUCAAGAGCUCCAGUUUGUCUGGAUUGCCAGAGCUCGUGUCCCUCUCCCUCUACAUGAACUCCAUCAACAGUGUCGCCAGGGAUGCUUUCAGUGCGAAUCCGCUUCUGGAGACGCUCUUCUUUAGCCACAACAACAUCCGCCACCUCGCGCGGGAGACCUUCAAAUACACGCCCAAGAUAAAGACCAUUGAUCUCGGAAACAACAACAUGCAGUCUAUUCUUGGCGGCCUCUUCAUGCUUCUCCGGCUUGAGGAACUCGUGCUUGCCAACAAUAAUAUCAGAGAGCUCGCAGAUAAGACCUUUGCUAACUCUACGAAAAUAAAGGUUCUGAACCUGGAACACAAUGCCAUCAGGUUUAUAGAAUUGGAAACCUUCAGAGAGAUGAUCGGUCUGGAGACUUUGCUUCUGAGCCAUAAUAACGUCCAGGAACUUUAUCCUCGAUUGUUUAUAUCCAACAUCAAUCUUCAAACUCUAAAACUCGACAACAACAAUAUUCAUCAUCUUGAUGAGUCUCUCUUCAAGAACACAGCGAGAAUGACCAAACUCUUCCUUGAAAACAACAGAAUAGCAAAGAUCGAGAGGGGACUCUUCUCGCUGAAUUCGUACCUCCAAGAGCUCCACCUGGACAACAAUGACAUCGAAGUCAUUGCGGCUGGAGCCUUUGCUAAACUCCGAAAGCUGGAGCACCUAAGCCUCCAAGACAACGAGAUCCUUGCUCUCCCCGACGCCCUUCCCGACAAGACGAGCUCUCUUAGAUACCUUCGUCUGAGCGGCAACAACCUCAACACCCUCAACGACCAUUCGCUCAAGGGACAAGACCAGCUGGACGUGCUUUGGCUCGACCGCAACAACAUCUCCGCUCUCGUUGAGGCGUGUUCAAGGAUUCCGCUCUCCUUCGACAGCUCCAUCUCCAAGAGAACCAGAUAUCGUACAUUCAGGAGCAGGUGUUCAUGAACAUGACAGAACUGCGAA
Penaeus vannamei (Pacific white shrimp) is the source of this 1749-nucleotide messenger RNA. Lineage: Eukaryota; Metazoa; Arthropoda; Malacostraca; Decapoda; Penaeidae. The record is from RefSeq and is a predicted model, not a curated record.